This is a messenger RNA of Cyprinodon tularosa, 2557 nucleotides long. Its product is annotated as RNA-binding protein Musashi homolog 2. Lineage: Eukaryota; Metazoa; Chordata; Actinopteri; Cyprinodontiformes; Cyprinodontidae. The transcript has 15 exons. Gene Ontology annotation, cellular component: cytoplasm. Bases 164 to 1387 code for a protein of 407 amino acids. Gene Ontology annotation, molecular function: RNA binding. The record is from RefSeq and is a predicted model, not a curated record.
UGAGAGAGGGAGGAGGGAGCAGGGGGCUGAGCGGAUCCCACGUGUGACGCUUUCAUUCCCGGCUCAGUAAUAUUCUCAUAGCGGGGCUUUGCAUAUCUCCUGCCCUAUCUGUGUGUGUCUGUCACUGUUACUGUAGUCCCAGCCUCUAUAGUUUGGAAUAGAUAUGGAAGGAGACGGGAGUCAAGCCACGUCCGGAAGCUUAAAUGAUUCACAACAUGACCCGGGUAAAAUGUUUAUCGGUGGCCUCAGCUGGCAAACCUCACCAGACAGCCUUAGAGACUAUUUUAGUAAAUUCGGAGAAAUAAGAGAAUGUAUGGUGAUGAGAGACCCCACGACAAAACGCUCAAGAGGAUUUGGGUUUGUUACGUUUACAGAUGCUGCCAGUGUAGAUAAAGUCUUAGCUCAACAGCACCACGAAUUAGAUUCAAAGACGAUUGAUCCUAAGGUUGCCUUUCCCCGACGGGCCCAGCCUAAGAUGGUCACAAGAACAAAGAAAAUAUUUGUGGGUGGCUUGUCGGCCAACACGGUAGUGGAAGAUGUGAAGCAGUAUUUUGAACAGUUUGGGAAGGUCGACGACGCCAUGCUUAUGUUUGAUAAGACUACUAACAGACAUAGAGGAUUUGGUUUCAUAACUUUUGAGAGUGAAGACAUCGUAGAGAAAGUCUGUGAAAUUCAUUUUCAUGAAAUCAAUAACAAAAUGGUAGAAUGUAAGAAGGCCCAGCCCAAGGAGGUGAUGUUCCCACCAGGUACGCGAGGGCGAGCCAGGGGUCUGCCCUACACCAUGGAUGCCUUCAUGCUGGGGAUGGGCAUGCUGAGUUACCCUAACAUCGUGGCAACGUAUGGCCGCGGAUACACUGGAUUUGCACCCAGCUAUAGCUACCAGUUCCCUGGCUUCCCAGCGACGGCAUAUGGACCGGUGGCGGCGGCGGCGGUAGCAGCAGCGCGUGGCUCAGGUAGGGGGGCCCGUGGAAGAGGCGGCUACUUGGCGUACCCACAGAGCACAGGGCCAGGCCUCCCCGAUUAUGGGUUUUACUCUGCGCCCAGUGACCAGAGGGGGGGGCCCUGCUCCUUUGCUGACUAUGGCUCCCUGGGGCCCCAGGCGGCUCAGAUGCUGCACAGUGAGCAUGCCACCUCCGCCUGCAACUCCCCCCUACAGCACCUACACAGCCCGGAUCAGUUUAAGAACCCAGGCACCAACCCAUCCAGGCCCGGAGGUUUCCCAGGUGCUAACAGUCCAGGGCCUGUAGCUGACCUGUAUGGACCUAGCAACCAGGAUUCAGCUGUGGGGAACUACAUCAGUGCUGCUAGUCCUCAGCCUGGCUCCGGGUUUGGCCCCAGCAUUACUGGCCCGUUGAUUGCGACAGCUUUUACAAACGGAUACCAUUGAACAGGUGGCCGGUUGCUAUCUCAUCAGAGCAGAGUAUAUCUGGUGGCCCGGGACAGACAGGACGAAGUUUCUAAUUGGCUUUGUGUGCAGGUGAUGAUAAUCCAACUUCAAGCACUACAGCGUCACCCAUGGCUAAAAGAGUGAAAAGCGGGAACCAUAUGAAGAAGAUUUGAAAAAAGAAAAAAAAAAAAAAAGAAAAGUUUGUCAUCUCAGAAAAACAAGCAACUGCUGUACUAUAACCCAAACCUCCUAUACCUUUACAACCUGGUUUGGUAUGAUGUUCCAUGUCAACUUCACUCACUGAUUUCCUUCCUCCCUUAGCUUUUUGUUUUUGAUCACUUUCUAGUGUGUUGUUUGAGUUUAACUUUUUAUCUCCUUGUAGUUUGUAAGUGCAUUUUAUUUGUAUUUUAUUUUUUAAAGUACGGCGGGUCAGAGCCAAGAAUAUCUGCAAGUCACCUCUUCAUCUCUAUUGGUUACUGUAAAGGCAAAAAAAUGAAACGUAUUUCCAUUCGGUCUUUCAGCAAAAAAAAAAAGAUUAAAAAUAAGCUCAGUAUGGAAACAUUUGGAGAAAAAAAUUAAGGAAAUUUCAAAGAGAAGGUAUCAAAGUAAUAAUUUUUAGUAGUUGUUUUAUUUCUUGUGAUGUCUCAUUGUAAACCAUGAUUACCUAUUUUUGGGCAAUACAAAGAGGACUCCAAUAUUUUUAUGGUCCUUUUUUAUAAGUGUUGUUUCUGUUGUGUAGAAAUAUAAAUAUAUAUAAAUAUAUAUAUAUGCUAUAACAAAUUUCAUAUAACGACAUUGUGAAUUCAAACUUGAGAAAAAGAAAUGUAGCUGUACAUAUUAUUCCAGUCACUGCAUAUAACCAACUCAGUGAGAGAAUAGCAUAUUUUUGUGAUGGUGUGUCAAAAGAAUACGUUCUAGCGUGUGAAUAGAAGAAAAAGCUGUAAACAAUAUUCUACGUUUUUGGUUUUUUUGGUUUUUGUUUUUUUCUGCUGAAAGACGAUACAAGUCCUCAAACAAACAGUUGUGUAAAUACUAAAAAGCCGAAUGAUUUUAAAAGUGUUAUACCAGCAAAUUUAUGACCGGUGAGCUUAGUUGACGCUGUUUUAGAGACAGAACAGCAUGGAUGAUGAUUUUACGAUCACUUCAAGGUGGGAGCGACAGAAAGGGGGG